Moesziomyces aphidis is the source of this 915-nucleotide messenger RNA. The record is from the annotation of a GenBank genome assembly. NCBI's taxonomy places the organism in Eukaryota, Fungi, Basidiomycota, Ustilaginomycetes, Ustilaginales, Ustilaginaceae.
AUGCCGCAAGCAUGGAAUCAAGCACUGGUGCGGAUCGCUUCUGCCAAGGAUCCGAAUGCCUUGCCCACGGACGACCGCGUGCUCUUCUACGAUGACCGCACUAUCACCAUCUACGACAAGUUCGCCAAGGCGCAGUACCACUUUCUCGUGCUCCCUCGCAUCCCCUUCAAGCUCGCAAAUGGUCGCGACAAGGGCAAUCCUGCUCAGGCGCCUCCUGCUCUCUCAGCCGCGAAUGGCAAGCUUACGCUCGGAUCCACUUCGUCCAAUGUCGUGCCUGCGUCUCACCUCCGCAACAUCUCGGCUCUCAUGACCAGUCCGUAUGUUGUCGAGGUGCUGGCUGCCGUGCGCGAGGCGAGUGAUCGUGUCUUGGACCACAUCCGUGAUGACAUGCAGCGCAAGCACGGCGUGACUUGGUCCAUCGAGCGCGCCUUCCACGCCGUAUCUAGCAUGGAGCAUCUGCAUCUGCACGUUACGUCCAUGGACCUCGUUUCGGACCGUCUCAAGCACAAGAAGCACUACCUCUCGUUUGUGCCCACCGUCGACUUUGCACAGCGGCUCGACGACGUGGACAAGAUGGUGGCGGAAGGCAGGCAGGCAUUGCCAAAAAGCGAAAGGGCGUACGAAAAUUUGCUCAAAGGACCGCUCACCAGCCAUCACACGGGCCAAAGGUUUAAGUUCUUCUCCGAGCUCAAGGCGCACCUGGAAUCGCACUGGCGCCAUACGGUGCUUGCGCAGGGCGAAACGGGUCCAGAAACCCAUGCGGAGAGCACCGCAUCCAAGAGGGCAGCAAGCAUCGGCGCUGAAGAACACUCCACAAGCCGUCGCAAGGUGGAAUCUCACCAACCCGAGAGCACAAGUGGGCCCAACGCAACCGAGUCAGACACCGACGAAGAACCUGCGUUGCCGCUAAGGUGA